GGCUGAUUUGGCUGUGUCAAAGACACAAGUGGAGGCAGCUGGUUAGGCUUUAUUCCUAUUGGAUGCCGCCAUAUUGAGAUAUUUUGUUGUAACCAGCGACCAGGUCAUUCGAAUUGUAAGGAAGGGAACCUAAAUGUUAAGAGAGGAGGGUUCGCCAAAAUCGUUUGUUAAUUGUGGCCUUUUCGAUGGAAAACUUUAACGGAUGGCCAAAACUGCCCCCACCGGAAGUGAGGAGGCUGAGACUCUCAUUGGAUGGAGAUGCUACGGAGCUCCACACAGCGCACAACAACAAGCAACAGCGAACCAAAUCCACUAGCUAGCUAGUCUAUCGCUAAUCGUUGAAUCACAGCAUCUUUUGAUCUUUCUUAGCUUCGUCAACACAGCUCGGCGGCAGUAGAAACCACAAAACAGAACUCGUUUACCAGUGAGUUUCAAGAAGUGUCUUCUACAUCACACAGCUAAGAUAAGAUAACCUGGUACUGUCGUGCGGUAGAACAUACCUACUUGAGGUGUGGAAGCAGAAGAGACUUCCUUCGACAGACAGAAACCCGAAGUGUGAUAACAACAGCGAGCAGUCAUCUUGGCUCACAAUACAGUAUUUCUCACAAUACAACAACAACUACAGCUACAAUGGCUGCAUCCUCCACAACCGCAAGUACCAUGAGCUCCCUACAAGAUGAACUAACACCCAUGAAGAAUGUUCGUUUCAACGACACUAUUGAACUGGUGCAACAUCAUGACGACGACAAUGUUGAAGAAACAACAGAGGUGGACGACCACACGCUUUGGUUUUCCGUCCAAGAAGUAGCAUCCUUCCGCGAAGACACCAUUCGGAUCGUCCAGGCCGUUCGUGCCAAUCAACAACAGGCUCAAGCAGAAGAAGAAGAAUUGUGCACGCGAGGAUUGGAAAAGAAACUCUUGCAACGACCACCUCCCAACUUUGUCAAGCGCGUCUUGGCGUUGCAAGCCAAGCAGCGACGAUCGGGCAUUAAGAAUCCCGCCACUGGUUUGCAGCUAUUUUCCGAAGCCUGCAGCAAGUGGGCACGAAAAAGGGCCGUUCAAUUGGCGGCCGAAGACGAAUUUGAAGCCUACCAGAUCUUCAUGGCUGGGCUCCGGAAGCAGGAGUCGUACAAUGUCAACGACGAUGACGACGACGAAGAUGACGACGAUUUCGAUGCCGACUAUUAUGGAGACGAAGAAUUCGAUUUUUGCACAGAAGGCGAAUUCGUUCAUGAUGUAUACGAUUACAAGCAUGAUCCUACUGAAGAUGAAACGGAAUACGAUGAUUCCGAUGUCUAUGAUAACUUGUUAGUCAGUAUGGUCGAUGACGACGGACUGGAACGAGAAGAUGAGUUCGACAUGGGGAUCAUCACUCCAGCAGUCAGAUGAUCACUCACUCACUCUCGGACGACGACAACACAGCAGUCGCAGCUACCUGCUUUUGAUACCUUGAUGGGAUGGAGUUAUACUAUUAUCUCCCACAAGGUCUUGGAUGGCUUGAGCCAAGCUCGCCUUCUAGAAGUAUCUAUUAUUAUCAUUAUCUCUUCCAUUUACAAUCAGCCAAUAACAAAAAGCUUGCAAACCUUUCUAGCUAGCUACCGGUAUAUGUACAGUAGUACAAACAGCGCAAUCAUGGCUGCAGUAUACAUUAUCAACCCACGAGUGCUUAGCAAGACUCCCCCCC
Molecule: messenger RNA, 1684 nt
Organism: Seminavis robusta
Lineage: Eukaryota; Bacillariophyta; Bacillariophyceae; Naviculales; Naviculaceae
Source: the annotation of a GenBank genome assembly